UUUAUUUACGCCUACCUCCCAGCCCUUGGCAAUCUGACUAAUAACAAACUGAGCUAACAAGAAAGACUAGAAAGGGAGGAAAGAGAACCCUGCUGCAGCUCGGAUCUACAACCUAAGAAAGCAAGAGUGAUCAGUCCCAGCUCUGUGAAACAUCUUGUUUAUUUACUGCAUUCGGCAGUUUGCAAAUGGUUAACUAUAUGCAAAAAAGUCAGCGUAGCUGUGAAGUAUGCCGUGAAUUUUAAUUGGGGGAAAAAAGGACAACUGCUUCAGGAUGAUUUAGUAUGCACUCUGUUUGAAAUAUUGUCAAUGAAAUGCUCAGCAUUUUGGCUCUGACUAGAGGUUUUCACUUUAUAAAGUGAUGAGACUCGCCAAAAAGUGAUAUUUAAGAAGAAAGUAAGCGGUGGUUAGUGUUUUCUUUUUUAAUAAAGAAAGUGAAUUUACUUUGAACAUCUCUUCCAGCUGUGCAUUACAGAUAACGUCAGUAAGAGUCUCUGCUUUACAGAAUCAGAUUCUAUCACAUGACAACAUGAAGCUGUGGAUUCAUCUCUUAUAUUCAUCUCUCCUUGCCUGUAUAUCUUCACAAUCCUCAUCUCCAGUGUCCUCAGCCGGAGGUUCUUGUGAUUCUCUUUGCAAUUGUGAGGAAAAAGACGGCAUGAUGCUAAUAAAUUGUGAAGAAAAAGGUAUCAAGACAUUAUCCCAAAUAACUGUGCCACCAUCACGACCUAUCCACUUAAGUUUAUUAAAUAAUGACUUAACAAUGCUUCACACGAAUGACUUUUCUGGGCUUACCAACGCUAUCGCAAUACACCUCGGAUUUAACAAUAUUGCAGAUAUUGAGACUGGUGCAUUUAAUGGCCUUGGCCUUCUUAAGCAACUUCAUAUCAAUCACAAUUCUUUAGAAAUCCUUAAAGAGGAUACCUUCCAUGGACUGGAAAACCUGGAAUUUCUACAAGCAGAUAAUAAUUUUAUUACUGUGAUUGAACCAAGUGCCUUUAGCAAGCUCAACAGACUUAAAGUGUUAAUUUUAAAUGACAAUGCUAUUGAGAGUCUUCCUCCAAACAUAUUUCGAUUUGUUCCUUUAACCCAUCUAGAUCUCCGUGGAAAUCAGUUGCAAACAUUGCCUUAUGUUGGUUUUUUAGAACACAUUGGCCGAAUAUUGGAUCUCCAGUUGGAGGACAAUAAAUGGGCCUGCAAUUGUGAUUUACUACAGCUAAAAAUAUGGUUGGAAAACAUGCCUCCACAGUCUAUAAUUGGUGAAGUUGUAUGUAACAGCCCUCCAGUUUUCAAAGGAAGUAUACUAAGCCGACUGAAAAAGGAAUCAAUUUGCCCCACUCCACCAUUGUAUGAAGAACAUGAGGAUCCUUCAGGAUCAUUACAUCUGGCAGUAACAUCUUCAAUAAGUGAUAGUCGCAUGUCAAUCAAGACCACAUCCCUUUUAAAAACACCCACCAGAGUUCCGGGUUUGAUACCUUAUAUUACAAAACCAUCCACUCAACUUCCGGAACCCUACUGUCCUAUUCCUUGUAACUGCAAAGUGUUAUCCCCAUCAGGACUUCUAAUAUACUGUCAAGAACGCAAUAUUGAAAGCUUAUCAGAUUUAAAACCUCCUCCACAAAAUCCUAGAAAGCUUAUUCUAGCGGGGAAUAUUAUUCAUACAUUAUUGAAGUCUGAUCUAGUGGAAUACUUCACUUUGGAAAUGCUUCACUUGGGAAAUAAUCAUAUCGAGGUUCUUGAAGAAGGAUCAUUUAUGAAUUUAACAAGAUUACAGAAGCUCUAUCUAAAUGGUAAUCAUCUGACCAAAUUAAGUAGAGGCAUGUUCCUUGGUCUCCACAAUCUUGAAUACUUAUAUCUUGAAUAUAAUGCAGUUAAGGAAAUACUACCAGGAACCUUUAACCCAAUGCCUAAACUUAAAGUCCUCUAUUUAAAUAACAAUCUCUUACAAGUUUUACCACCACAUAUUUUUUCAGGGAUUCCCCUAACAAGGAUAAACCUUAAAACAAACCAGUUUAGUCAUCUACCUGUAAGCAACAUCUUGGAUCACCUUGAUUUACUGACCCAGAUUGACCUUGAGGACAAUCCCUGGGAUUGCUCCUGUGACCUGGUUGGAUUGCAGCAAUGGAUACAAAAAUUAAGUAAGGACACAGUGACAGAUGACAUCCUCUGCACUUCUCCAGAGCACCUAGACAAAAAGGAAUUAAAAGCACUAAAUAGUGAACUUCUUUGCCCAGGUUUGGUCAAUAACCCAUCCCUGCCAACUCAUACUAGUUACAUAAUUGUCAGUACUCCUACAACCUCAACUACAGCUGAUACUAUUUUAAGAUCACUUACUGAUGCUGUACCACUAUCUGUUUUAAUAUUAGGACUGCUGAUUGUGUUCAUAACUAUUGUGUUCUGCGCUGCAGGAAUAGUGGUUCUUGUUCUCCACCGCAGGAGAAGAUACAAGAAGAAGCAAGCAGAUGAGCAGAUGAGAGACAACAGUCCCGUGCAUCUUCAAUAUAGUAUGUAUGGCCAUAAAACAACUCACCACACUACUGAAAGGCCCACUGCAUCACUCUAUGAGCAGCACAUGGUAAGCCCCAUGGUUCAUGUCUAUAGAAGUCCAUCCUUUGGCCCAAAGCAUUUGGAAGAAGAAGAAGAAAGAAAUGAGAAAGAGGGAAGUGAUGCAAAACACCUCCAAAGAAGUCUUUUAGAACGGGAAAAUCAUUCGCCACUCACAGGAUCAAAUAUGAAGUACAAAACCACAGACCAAAUGACUGAAUUUUUAUCUUUCCAAGAUGCCAGUUCAUUAUAUAGAAACAUUUUAGAGAAAGAAAGAGAGCUUCAGGAACUGGGAAUCACAGAAUACCUAAAGAAAAACAUUGCUCAACUCCAGCCUGAUAUGGAGGUACACUAUCCAGGAGGCCACGAAGAGUUAAAAUUAAUGGAGACAUUAAUGUACUCAAGACCAAGGAAGGUGUUAGUGGAACAGACUAAAAAUGAGUAUUUUGAACUUAAAGCUAACUUACACGCUGAGCCUGACUACUUAGAAGUCCUGGAACAGCAAACAUAGAUGAAGAGUUUGAGGGCUUUUGCAGAAACGCUGUGAUUCUGUCUUAAGUCUAAAAUUUAUAAAUAAGUGCCUUACAUGAGUGUGUCAUCAACCAGAAUUUAAGCACAGCAGUAUUCUCAUGGGGAAAAAAUAAAUAAAAGAAAAAGAAACUCAGGGAUCACUGGGAGAAGCCAUUGCAUUGUCUUUAGGUAAUUUUGUAUGUUCCCAAUAAAAUAAAUCCUUGCAUGUAAAUCAUUCAAGGAUGAUAGUAAUAUUACUCUAAAUGUUUAAAAGUGUUUCACAGAAGUUCUCUUGCACAUCUAAAAGGGUUGAAUAUUUAAGCAACCCUAAUUUUCUUGAAUUACUUUACCUGUGGAUUAAAUAGAAUUGGAUUUUGUCAUUUAAAAAUUAUAACUGUAUAUAUAGUAUUAAUAUAUAAGAAAUAUAUUGUUUAUAUAACCAAUAUAUGUACUACAAAAAAUAUACAUUGUCAAAUACACCUAAUUUUCUUGCUAUAAAGGCAAAGGAACUGGACCUUUAAAAUUAUCUAUAGUAAGAAAAAAAAUCAGAGGUUGAAUUAUACAGGCUAACAGUGGCCCGAACUUUGAACAUUUGAGGAUCAAAAAAUAAUACCACUGCUAUGCUUUCUGAAUUUAAAAAUAAGAAUGAUUAAUAUUUCUGGUGGAAUAAAUAAGCAAAAUUUGGGGGUUUUCUGCACAUUUUGUGUGGACAAUCUUAUUGUUGAUGCUGCUGUGAACUAAGGUAUGUCAUUUGUGCUUCAAGUUCAUUUCUUAUUCUUAAGAUAUUUGUAAAAUGCUACUGAUAUUCAACUGUAAAUAUGAUUAGUGCAUCCAUUAAGUUUGAUUUCUUUCAUAACAUUAAUUCUUUGUAAAUUUGAAUGACCAAAAUAGAAAUAUGUUUCUUGUGGCAAGUAAUUCAUAGGUGUAAAACAAAUAGAAAAAUUAUUAUUUUAUUUUUAUUGAUGUGUACUGAUAGUUGCCAUAAAUUAGUAGCAAAGGCAUGUCUGAAGGUAAGUGAUUUCAGUUGCCUCAAGAGUGGCACAAUGUAGCUUUAUUUUAUAAGAAAGAUAGCUAGAUUUCUAUGAACUAUUUAUUCUGUACAGUUUUGUAUAUUUUUGGUUCACAAAGUUAAUUAUUCUUGGGUGCCUUUCAAGAAAAUUAAAAAUACUGCUCACUACAAUAAAACUAAAAUAAAAGCCC
Molecule: messenger RNA, 4248 nt
Organism: Pteropus alecto (black flying fox)
Lineage: Eukaryota; Metazoa; Chordata; Mammalia; Chiroptera; Pteropodidae
Gene: SLITRK6
Product: SLIT and NTRK like family member 6
Exons: 2
Coding region: 527-3049 (840 amino acids)
Biological process (GO): axonogenesis; regulation of presynapse assembly; positive regulation of synapse assembly
Cellular component (GO): membrane
Molecular function (GO): protein binding
Source: RefSeq, a predicted model, not a curated record